Panicum virgatum (switchgrass) is the source of this 2287-nucleotide messenger RNA. Its product is annotated as F-box protein At-B-like. Gene Ontology annotation, cellular component: SCF ubiquitin ligase complex. Gene Ontology annotation, biological process: SCF-dependent proteasomal ubiquitin-dependent protein catabolic process. The record is from RefSeq and is a predicted model, not a curated record. Gene Ontology annotation, molecular function: protein binding. Bases 198 to 1988 code for a protein of 596 amino acids. The transcript is spliced from 4 exons. Lineage: Eukaryota; Viridiplantae; Streptophyta; Magnoliopsida; Poales; Poaceae.
UCUCCGCAUUUACUCGACAAGAAAUCUCUUGAAAAAAGAAAUAUUUUUUUGCAGGAGAGAAACAAGAGGAUUACAAAAAUGACAAAGGUGUCGGGUCGCAUAUCGUGGGAAUCUCUGUCCACAACACAAAUCCGCAAUUCUCCAAUCCAGAGUCCACGCUCCAUGCCCGAAAGCAAACGGGGGCUGAGGAGCAAGCCAUGAAGAGAAAACCUCGAGGAGCCGCCGCCGCCGGCGACGCAGGCUGCACCCGCGGCGAGGCCUCCGGAAGCUCUGAAGGUGAAGGUCUGGUUGAGAGGCUCCCCGAGGCGCUCCUGGUGGAGGUGCUCGGCCGGCUGGAGGUGGACGACGCCUGCUCGGCCGCCGCGUCCUGCCGGGCGCUCCACGGCGCCGCCGCCGCCGCCAUCUCCUCCAUCACAACCAUCGACCUAUCCGCAUUUGCUCCGUCGAACGCGAUCCUGAGCAGGAUUCUCGAGGGGAAUGGCGAGGUCCGCAGCCUCACCGUCAAUUGCAGCCUCCUCGACGACUCCUCUGCCUCUGUCAUCGCGAAGGGUAGCCUCCGCGAGCUCUCGCUGCUGAAGUGCUCGUUCACGUUGAGUUUCUUUAUGGCUAUUGGUGAGAGAUGCCGCGAUUUAAGAUCACUGAAGCUGGAGGUGGCAGUUGCUCCAGAAGUACUAUAUUCUCGUUAUUCUGGAUUCAGUACUUGCCUAGCACCUAUCUAUGCGGGAUGCAUUUACUUGGAGAGUAACCUCAAGGAACUGUUGCUGCAACCUGUGUCUCAUUCGCGGGCAAAGACGGUCUUCCCUAGAAUCACAUCUCUGACAAAACACGUCACUGACAGUUUGGAAUCACUCUCCUUAGUUCUUGACACAAUGACAGAUGAACUUGUUAUGCUGAUCACCAGUAACGUGCAUAACUUAGUUGAACUCUGCCUGGAAGAUGAACCUGUUACCCAACCAAAUUUGCCUGAAGAUUUGACCAAUGUCGGGCUUCAAGCACUUGGCUUGUGCCACAACUUGAGACAUUUAUCUCUGACACGUCGCUACUGUGACUUCAGACGGGUGAACGACUUUGGGAUACUGAUGCUUGCUGAAGGAUGCAAGCAACUCAGAGCCAUUAGAUUGAGUGGGUUUUCUAAAGUAAGCGAUGCAGGGUAUGCAGCCCUUCUCCACUCUGGCAAGGACCUGAAGAAAUUUGAGGUUAGUAAUGGCUUGUGCUUGUCAGACUUGGCGUGCCUUGAUCUUGAUAAGGCAGCCCCAAACAUCACAGAAGUGAGGUUGCUUAAUUGUGCUCUCCUAACAAGUGAUACAGCAAUAUCUCUCGCACCCUGCACUAACUUAAAGGUUCUUGAUCUUUCGGGUUGCAAGAGCAUUGCAGAUUCUGGCUUGGUUUCCAUCUCACAGCUUCCCAAGCUAACUCUCCUGGAUCUUGCUGGAGCUGAUAUCACUGAUGCUGGUUUAUCAGCACUCGGAAAUGGGAGAUGCCUGAUAUCUUCUUUGUGCUUGAGAGGGUGCAGAAGGAUCGGCAGUAAUGGAAUAGCUUCACUGUUGUGUGGGACUGGCACCAUCAACAAAACUUUAGUCUCACUUGACAUUGGGAAUGUACCAAGAAUAUCAUGUCGAGCUGUGACAGUGAUCGCCAAGAACUGUGAGCAGAUAAACAGCCUGUGUCUGCGGAACUGCCUCCUCAUAACUGAUUCAUCUCUUGAGGUGCUAGGUUCAAUGAGCCGCGACUCCAGUAAAUGUUCCCUGAGAAUGCUUGAUCUAGCCUACUGCAGUAAGCUGUCUCGUAACUUCCUGAGACUCUUUGAGCCACCAUUGUUUCGAGGCCUGCGGUGGCUUGGCAUCGGGAAGAAUGUGGUUCAACGUCGUGGCUGCAGUCCAACGGUUGCAGAGCUUCUGGAGCGGAAGCCAGGAUUGACAAUCUGUGGCAACGCGUGCGACAUGGGCUGCAGGAACAAGUGCCAUCCUGAUAUUCGUUUCCUUCAGUAGAUGUGUUGUUAUUUGCCAUUCAAGUCAAUGUUGUAAUGCUCUGUCCAUUCUUUAACAAAAACUAACCUAGGAUUAACAAUCUGAGGCAACGUGUGUGACAUGGGCUGCAGCAACAAGUGCCAUCCCGAUAUUUGUUUUCUUCAGUAGAUGUGGCGUUAGUCAUUUGAGUUUAUGUUGUAAUGUUCUGUUCAUUCUUUAACAAAACUAAACUAGAGCAUUUGUGGUGUGUUAUUGCUUGCAAUGAGAAACCAUUCAUUAUGUACUUGGUAAGUUUCGUUUGUGUGAUUGUUUACAAUGAA